AUGGUUAUCAAGCUUAGCUCAUUCUUUCUGAUCGCUCUCGCAGCCUCCGUCGUGGCUGCUCCACGCGGCGAAGGCCUGAUACCCACAAUCAUACCGACUGUUCUCCCGACCGACCUCCCAACCUCUCUUCCGACAGGAAUCCCAACCGACCUCCCCAUCUCUCUUCCGAGCGGUAUUCCGACCGACCUCCCAACCUCUCUUCCGUCUGGGAUACCGACAGAGCUUCCAACCUCCCUUCCGACUGGUAUCCCAACCGAUCUCCCCAUCUCUCUUCCGAGUGGCAUUCCGACCGAUCUCCCAACCUCUCUUCCAGUUGGGCUUCCAACCAUCAUCCCGACCUCGAUUAUUCCCACUAUAACACUAUCCAUCCCCGCCCUCCCAACCGGCACUUUACUGCCCGGCAGCCAGUGCGACACGGGCCCAGUCCAAUGCUGUCAGAGUUCGGGCACCGCCGGUGAUCCCGGCAUCGCGUCAGUCCUGAGCCUCAUCGGCGUCGUCGUGGAGGACCUGGAUGUCGUGGUGGGUGUGACCUGUGCACCCAUCGAUGUCGUUGGCCUCGGUAGCGGCGCGACUUGUGACGCGGACCCCCUGUGCUGUGAAGACAACAACUUCAAUUCCGUCGUUGCGAUCGGCUGUGUCCCGGUCAACCUCGCCCUCUAA
Molecule: messenger RNA, 660 nt
Organism: Heterobasidion irregulare TC 32-1
Lineage: Eukaryota; Fungi; Basidiomycota; Agaricomycetes; Russulales; Bondarzewiaceae
Product: hydrophobin-like protein
Exons: 3
Coding region: 1-660 (219 amino acids)
Cellular component (GO): fungal-type cell wall
Molecular function (GO): structural constituent of cell wall
Source: RefSeq, a predicted model, not a curated record